Messenger RNA from Gossypium raimondii (Peruvian cotton), 2412 nucleotides. RefSeq names its product auxin response factor 17. Gene Ontology annotation, biological process: regulation of DNA-templated transcription; response to hormone. NCBI's taxonomy places the organism in Eukaryota, Viridiplantae, Streptophyta, Magnoliopsida, Malvales, Malvaceae. Gene Ontology annotation, cellular component: nucleus. The record is from RefSeq and is a predicted model, not a curated record. The transcript has 3 exons. Gene Ontology annotation, molecular function: DNA binding. Bases 264 to 2000 code for a protein of 578 amino acids.
AACAUAACAGCAUUUGGGUUUCGUGAUUGCCCAUCUGCCCGUCCCUGCCCGCUUCUCCGACCUUGAGACGGAACUCUCUCUCUUUCCUACCUCACCUCUUAGAGUCUGCGUCAGAGUCAGACACACCAUAAAAUACUAUAAAAACAUCAAAAAAAAUUAAAAAAUAUAAAUCUCUCAAGUAAAAAUCUAACAAACAUCACUCACUCUUAGACUCGCUGCCCCUUUUCUUUUUAACCCUUUUGAAUUAAACCCUAAGCGGCCCAAUGCCGCCUUCACGGUCUAGUCCUCCGGAGCUACGUCAUGUUGAUCCAAGGAUCUGGCGAGCUUGUGCCGGCUCUUCCGUUCAGAUCCCCACCGUUAAUUCUAGGGUUUAUUACUUCCCUCAAGGCCACCUUGAACAAGUUUGCGGUUCCACUCCCAAACUGUCCUCUCUCGUACUGUCUAGGCCUCUCAUCAAUUGCGUUAUCUCAGACGUUCAUUAUCUUGCCGAUCCGAGAACCGAUGAGGUCUUCGCUAAGCUUUUACUCACCCCUGUUGAAACUUCUAGGCUUCCUAAUCAAUUUCUAAAUGUGAAUGGUGAAGUUGAGGAUUCUGAUAGGAAUAAGAUCGUGUCGUUUGCUAAGGUUUUAACACCCUCUGAUGCCAACAACGGCGGUGGAUUCUCCGUCCCGCGGUUUUGUGCCGAUUCUGUUUUCCCGCCGCUCGACUACAAUGCUGAUCCGCCAGUUCAGACUCUCUCCGUCACCGACGUUCGCGGCGGUGUUUGGGAGUUUCGUCACAUUUAUCGAGGGACGCCACGUAGGCAUCUGCUCACUACGGGAUGGAGCAAGUUCGUUAAUCAAAAGAAGCUUAUCGCCGGCGAUUCUGUUGUUUUCAUGAGGGACUGUAAUUGGAAAAUGUUUAUUGGAGUCCGACGAGCGAUGAAGGCGGGAGAAGGCGGAGGGGAUUCUGGGAGGUGGAGAGAGCCGAGUGAUGGAGGAGCAAUGAAAGGGGAAGGAAGGGGGAGGAUGACGGCGGAGGCAGUGGCUGAAGCGGCGGAGAAGGCAGCGAGGGGGUUCCCGUUCGAGGUUGUGUAUUAUCCUCGGGCCGGUUGGACUGAUUUCGUGGCAAGGGCGGUGUUGGUGGAGGCUGGAAUCAGUACUUACUGGGCUGCGGGGACCAGAGUGAAGAUGGCAGUUGAGACGGAGGACUCCUCGCGAUUGGCUUGGUUUCAAGGGACAGUUAUGUCUGCUGCUGUACCGGAUUCUGGCCCCUGGAUUGGCUCGCCUUGGCGAAUGCUUCAGGUUGCUUGGGAUGAACCUGAAGUUCUCCAGAAUGCAAGGAAAGUGAACCCAUGGCAAGUUCAAAUUUCUUCCUCCUCACCGCUUCAUUCCUCGUUCCCCUCGGAAAAGAGGCUGAAGUUUUCUCAGGAUUCAGGGCUGGCUGAUGCAGAGGGUGAAAUCUUUCCUAUAUCAGGGUUAACUAAUUCAACAAUGGGGUAUUUGAAUCCAUCACUGUUGAAUUACAAUUCUUUUCCUGCUGGCAUGCAGGGAGCCAGGCAAUAUCAUUUUCACUUGCAAAGUUUAACCAACGAUAUGAGUGAGAAUACCCCAAUGAUGUCCACUGAUAACUUCUCUGGCAACUAUGUGGUACCCAAGCCAACUAGGAUAUCCACUGAGCUCAAUAUUGGCAGUUCACAGUCUGACAACUUGUCACCUGAUAGUCAGAGCAGCAUGGUUUCCUUUGGCACGGAACUUAUCGAACAUGGGGGUUGCAACUCAAGCAAAGUAGGUGUUGGUUCGUUUCGAUUGUUUGGCAAGAUAAUUGCUUUGAAAGAGCCUGUCAGAAGCAGAUUUGAUGAUGUUGGUUGUAUGGAUGAUGUUGGAGGUAAAAGGCAUGAUGAAGCUGUGAGUGAAAAGAACUCCUUAGAUCUGUCAUUGACUUAUGGCUGUUCGAAGCUGCUUGACAGGCUUGAUGUCCAAUGCCAACGAGCCUCAACUUUUGAAGGCUUCUCCUUGUGAAUGAAUUGUUGUCCAGAUCAUGCAGAUGAGUAACUGUUUAGGUAAUUUUAGGCAGGCAGGCAGGCAGUCAGGAGGUUGACACCUAAUAUGAUUUUAUCUCUAGUUGUUUACUUGCUCAUAUAAAUACGUGCUUAGGUUUUGAUUCUAGUCUGUUCAAAGAUGUUGAUAUUUGACACAAUCUCGGUUUUUUUCCCCUUUUUCUUCUUGGUACUAAACGACAGUGGAAAUUUUUUUGUGUGUGUGGACGGAUGCUUAGAUUGGAAUUGGAGUUAGAGCAAAUUAGUUGACUCUGCCAUUUCCGUGUUACAUUAUCUUUUCUGGGCUUUUGUUCUUGCUAAUAUGAUUAUGGUCAAAUUUUGAUUUUGGUCUUUUGACUAUCACCAAAUUUGAAAUUUAAUUUUGAUAUUGACAA